CGACUCAUUUGACGUGUGAAUUCACAUCGUCCAGCACAGUGACAAUACGUGGUAGGACUUUUAUUACUGAUCUAAUUACCCUCCAGUAUAAGGAUGUUGUUUUCUAUUUUGUUUGUCGUUAUACCUAUUGGUGUAUAUUGCCAAAUAGACCCAUCACUGACGGAGUGUGGUAUGGUUCCGCUGUAUCACGGAGAUAUACCCGAUGAAUACGCCGUCAUUUUUACGGAAGAUUUCACUCAUCCACAAGUAGAGGAUAUAUUAGCCCCCAUUGUUGGCGAUGGAUUUGAAAUCGACACGAUUUAUUGCAACUUCCGCAACUCGUGGGCAGUGGUGACAGUAACUGAUGUCGAUAGAAUGGAAAUGGUCCGCCUACUUCCUACAGUGUUGUUUGUUCAGGGGGUGUACAGACUCACUGUGUCAGAAAACUGGGGACAAGACAGAAUUAAUCAACGAGAAACAACACUGGAUGGCAAUUCCACAAUAUCAAGAUGCCAAGUCACUAAAAUCUGUCCGGCGACAGAGUCUCCAAAUAUCUAUAUACUUGAUACUGGUAUUCGUUACUCACACGAGGAAUUCGGAGGCAGGGCAGCGUUUGCCUAUGACUUUUUGGCAUCCGAAAAACAAAAUGGAUUUGAUACACAUGGUCAUGGAACUAAGGUUGCAGCAGUAGCUGCUGGUAAAACAUUACGGCCUCGCCAAGAAUGCUUAUAUAUGGAGUGUUCGAAUAUCUAA
Messenger RNA from Saccoglossus kowalevskii, 732 nucleotides. RefSeq lists its product as uncharacterized. The record is from RefSeq and is a predicted model, not a curated record. NCBI's taxonomy places the organism in Eukaryota, Metazoa, Hemichordata, Enteropneusta, Harrimaniidae. Gene Ontology annotation, biological process: proteolysis. Gene Ontology annotation, molecular function: serine-type endopeptidase activity.